AUGCGCGGCACAAGGGCAGCCUUCUGUUCAGCUAUCUACCUCAUCCAACCGUCCUGCCACAACUUCACCUUCCAGCAUCUCCACACGAGCAAGAUGAUCCCGCCCGACACGCAUGGAUACGCACCCUCCGAGAAAGGCAGCAACAAUUCUCACAUUGGUUACCACCAUGAGGACCUCCCACCCCCAGCAUACGCCGAGGCUGUCGAUCGUUCAGAGGGCUAUGCUCCACCGUCUCUGGAACUCAGGCGGUCCGACAGACUCGGGGGCACCUUUGUAGACGCUUAUCCUCCCCGCGCACAAGAUGAUUGGCGUCGAUCGAUACCACCCGAUGUCCAUAAUGCCAGCUCUAUGUCCAUGCCUUACGAGGGACAGCAGCAGCACAACGAGAGGUCCUCGGGCCGCGGGGCAUAUCAGUCAAACGUUGGGUACCCCGGGCCACCCACAGGGAUGGCCAGCCAAACGCAGGCUGCAUACGCGAGCACUUCCGGGAUGGCCAGCCGGCCGCAGAGAUCCUAUGCGUCCCAGCACAACACGUCCUACCAGAGUCAUGCUGCUGAUGGGACACCCUUCUAUGGUGACGACUAUCCUGCACCCGCCAGAUAUGCAUCCAGUCCCGGCUUCAAUGGAAGUACCCAGACGAACACAAGCGCAAGCCGCCACACUGGUCCUGAGCUCGGGAUGAGACCUCCGGGUGGGGGAUAUCCCCAUGCGAUUAUCCCCGGCUCCUGCGCCUUCGCGGGGGGAGGCGGCAUACUUGAGCACCUGAGGAAAGCAGCCCCUGGGCAGAGCGUCAGCGAGCUCGUCGAUCCGCCGCCACCGUCAUUCCUCCGGUCACCACGUCUGGACCUGCCAUACGAGCCAUUCGAGCCAGCGUUCCUUGCGAGCCUGAGCAAGGACCUCGACAAGGGAUUCCCUCAGGUCCCACCGCCAUCGAGGGCUGUACCGCACCCGUUCGCGACGCACGACGUUGCUGAAGACGACUGGCAGCGGUUUCUGCAUGAUGUCAAGGUGGCAGGCUCGCUUUCGCCCGCGAACCGCAUAGCAGCCGCGGUUGCACCGAUAUCCAUGCAUGCUGGACUGACGGGCAUGCUGGUGACGAAAGGAAUCGAGCAUGUAAUGAGGAAUAAGAAGACUGGCGCUGUGGGCGAGUUGAUCGAUCUGUGGAACGUGUAUUUCUUCCAUCCGCGGCGGAUGACCGUCGUCCUUGCAAAGGGUUCGGUAACCUAUAAUGGGCCUGACGGUGCACCCCCGCCAGAUGCGACCGUGCACGAGGAUGACAGCAGUAGCUCAAGCAGUUCCGAAGAUGAAGGUCACGAACAGGUUGGCGGGAGACAUGCGACGAAGGAUCAGAGACGGCAGGAGCGCAGAGCGCGGAAGGCGAAGCGCAAAGCACAGAAAGACGAGCGCAAAGCACGGGAGGAGGAGCGAAAGAAGGAGCGGAAGGCGGAGCGAAAGGCUCGCAAGGGAAAGAAGAAGGAAGAUGAGAAGUGGCGAUUGAUCAUUGCUUACCAGCCCGACGGCGGGUUCUGA
Molecule: messenger RNA, 1530 nt
Organism: Fomitopsis serialis
Lineage: Eukaryota; Fungi; Basidiomycota; Agaricomycetes; Polyporales; Fomitopsidaceae
Exons: 5
Coding region: 1-1530 (509 amino acids)
Source: RefSeq, a predicted model, not a curated record